Molecule: messenger RNA, 1327 nt
Organism: Maniola jurtina (meadow brown)
Lineage: Eukaryota; Metazoa; Arthropoda; Insecta; Lepidoptera; Nymphalidae
Product: nuclear speckle splicing regulatory protein 1
Exons: 5
Coding region: 176-1276 (366 amino acids)
Biological process (GO): regulation of alternative mRNA splicing, via spliceosome
Source: RefSeq, a predicted model, not a curated record
AAUAUAGAUAACAAAAACCAAAUAUUUAACUUCAUAUUUAAUUUCUAUUUUCUACUCUAAACGGUCAUGUUAGUGAGUGGUAAGCACAAACGAAACAAAACCAAGAAAGAAGCUUUAUCAGCUACCUGUCCCUGCUAGAAUAAUAUUUAUUGUAACCAUUACCACCUGUCAUAUUAUGUCGAGCCAAAACAAAUAUGGACUUAUUUUACGUGACAAGUCUAAAUCGCAAGUCGCUUUCAAAGCUUCACACAAUGUCUUUGGAAAUGAUUCAGAAUCAGAUGAUGAUACAGGAAAGAAACCUGUUCUUUUGCAACCAAGUGCUAAUAUAAAUAGACAGUCCAAAAUUUCACAAGAAAAAGCAAUUAUAGAUGACCCAACAGUUUAUCAAUAUGAUGAGAUUUUUGAUUCUAUGACCAAAGAGAAAGAAAGCAAAAGAGAAAAGAAAAAAGAUGAAAAGAAGCCAAAGUAUAUUGAAAAUUUGAUAAAAACAGCUAAUAAACGAAAAUUAGAAAAUGAGCGUAGGGUUGAAAGACAGGUGCAAAAAGAAAGGGAAAAGGAAGGUAAUGAGUUUGCAGACAAAGAAGUUUUUGUUACUUCAGCUUACAAGAAAAAAUUAGAAGAGAUUCGCCAAGAAGAAGAAAAAGAAAAAAGGGAAGAAUAUUUAGAAAAUAUAGGAGAUGUAACCAAGCAGAGGGAUUUAGGUGGAUUUUAUCGACAUUUAUAUGAACAGAAGCUAGGAUCAGAUAAGACGCCUAAAAGCAUACAAAACGCAAAAGAUAAAACAUCUGAAAAUCAAGAAGAAAUUGAAACCGUUGAAGAUAAACCAGAUGAGGUUUCUACAAAGUCAAAAGAAAGUAAACAAAGAAAUUACAGGAAGCGCAACUUUUCAAGUGAUAAAAAAUUGUCUGAAGGGGAAAUCGAAGAUUCUGAAAAUGAAAUUAAUUUCUCUAAUCUUGAUGACAUCAAAAAGUUCAAAAAAUCUAAACUAACAAAUAUUGAUGCUGAUUCUGACUUUUCCAUUGACGAGUCGAGUGAUGAAGAAGACAGUGAGGCAAAGAAGGAUGCUACAAGUGAAAGUAUAAAAGCUGUAAAGACUGAUGAAAAAGUCACUAAUGAAACUGAUACCAUAACAACAGAAGAAGUGCCGACUAGUAAAAAUAAGGAAUUAGAAGAACCAAAAGUUAAAGUAGAUAUUUGGAAAAAAAGAACUGUGGGGGAAGUAUUUGAUCAAGCUCUAAAGAGAUACUAUGAAAGGAAAGCUUCUCGCGGGAUUUAGUAUGAACUAGUGUAACAAUGAUAUAAUAAAGGUUGUAAUUUGCAGAUUUGA